This is a messenger RNA of Danio aesculapii, 1111 nucleotides long. RefSeq names its product methyltransferase like 27 (gene mettl27). The coding region runs from base 26 to 748 and encodes 240 amino acids. The transcript has 6 exons. Lineage: Eukaryota; Metazoa; Chordata; Actinopteri; Cypriniformes; Danionidae. The record is from RefSeq and is a predicted model, not a curated record.
GCUGCUUUCACAAGGCAGAUGAUGAAUGGAGUCACACAGCCACAGGAUGGCAAACACCAGCCGGACCUUUUCUGAUGUGAGAAAUGUGAUUCUGUCAGCUCAUAAAAACACAGAGGCCCAGGAUAAGGUGGGCUUCUACGACACCUGGGCUGAUAGCUAUGAGCAGGACGUAGCUGUGCUGGAUUACCGAGCUCCAUUGCUGGCAGCCGAGUGUGUGAGCUCAUUUUUCAGCGGUGACAGAGAGAAGGCCACUGUCCUGGAUGUGGCCUGUGGAACGGGACUGGUCUCCAAACACUUGAGGAGAAUGGGGUUUCAUCACUUCGAUGGAGUAGAUGGAAGCCUGAGGAUGCUGGAGGGGGCAAAGAAAACAGGACUUUAUCAGCAGCUUAUGCAAUGCCUGCUGGGUCAAGAUGAAAUUCCUGUUAAAGCCGAAACGUAUGAUGUUGUUAUAAUUGUUGGAGCUCUAAGUGUUGGACAGGUGCCUUUGAAAGCCAUCAGAGAGCUCUGGGAUGCUACAAAACCAGGCGGUUAUGUGUGCAUGACUACAAGAGCCAACACUGAUAACCAAAAGUACAAGGCUGAGUUGGAGCAAAUGAUCAAAGCAUUGGAGGAAGAGCAGAAAUGGAGGAGUGUGAGUGUUGUUGAGGUGGAGGAGUGGGAGAGAGGCGUAUCAGAACAGGACACUGGGUACAUUCCUGGGGCCGUUUAUCUGUAUCAGAAAAGCUUUUAUAAUUUUAGGAGCACAUGAUGUAACCAAACACUAAAACAUUUUUAAAGGAAUAUAUUCCACCAGCAGGUGGCGGUACUUCAUCAGAAACUGGACGACCACUUGUUUAUUUUCGAAAGUUCUAAUACUCCCCAGAGAAUCGCCUGAAAUGUCAAGACAUGGUCUGUGUAACGCUUAAAAAGUCGUUUUUGUUCAACUGAAGUCUAUGAACCUAAAGAAUUUUGUGAAAGAAAAUGUCUAAGGUGUAUCAUUACAAAACUAGCUUUCCCCAGUUACAUCUAACCUUUCAGUUUGCCACUCCUCGAUACUCCGACCACAAUUUUUUUGGAGCCGCCAUUUCCAUCUGUGUCAAGUGGCAUAAAUAAACCUAAAUAUUUUCUGUUU